Molecule: messenger RNA, 539 nt
Organism: Salarias fasciatus (jewelled blenny)
Lineage: Eukaryota; Metazoa; Chordata; Actinopteri; Blenniiformes; Blenniidae
Product: zinc finger protein 239-like
Exons: 1
Coding region: 1-525 (174 amino acids)
Biological process (GO): regulation of DNA-templated transcription
Molecular function (GO): DNA-binding transcription factor activity, RNA polymerase II-specific; RNA polymerase II cis-regulatory region sequence-specific DNA binding
Source: RefSeq, a predicted model, not a curated record
AUGAGAACUCACACAGGCGAGAAGCCGUAUUCAUGUGAAAUAUGUGGAAAAGGUGUCAGUCAACAAAGUAAUUUGUUGGUACACAUGAGAACUCACACAGGCGAGAAGCCUUAUUCUUGUGGAACGUGUGGGAAAAGUUUUGGGCACCACAUUAAUUUGUUGGUCCACAUGAGAACUCACACAGGCGAGAAGCCUUAUUCUUGUGAAACUUGUGGGAGACAUUUCAGUAGACAGGGUCAUUUAAGGACUCACAUGAGAACUCACACAGGCGAGAAGCCGUAUUCAUGUGAAAUAUGUGGAAAAGGUGUCAGUCAACAAAGUAAUUUGUUGGUACACAUGAGAACUCACACAGGUGAGAAGCCGUAUUCUUGCGGAACAUGUAGGAAAAGUUUCCGUGAACAGGGCCAUUUAAGGACUCACAUGAGAACUCACACAGGCGAGAAGCCGUAUUCUUGUGGAACAUGUGGGAAAAGCUUCAGCCAAAACAAUAGUAUGUUGCGACACAUGAGAACUCACACAGGAUAGAAGCCGUACUCUUG